UAGCUAUUCAGCUUUCAAUUCAUCGAGUCUCCAUCUCCGUCACUCCCGUCACGCGAAAAUGGAUCUCCCUUCCUCUCAAACUCGCCGUCUGCCUAGCUCACCGUCGUCACCACCAACCCUCCCCGACGAAAUCAUGGCGGAAGUCCUCUCCUUCCUUCCCGUCAAAUCUCUCAUGCAAAUGAAAUGCGUUAGUAAGUUCUUCGACGCCCUCAUUUCCGAUCCCACCUUUAUCAAAAUGCAUCUCCGUCGAUCCGCUCGAAACCCUCAACUCACACUCAUCUCUGGAAAUUCCGUAGCAGAUAUCCGUUUCGUUACUCUCCCUAUCAACAAUUUUCUCGACAAUCCUCUGAUCACCGUUCCGGAGAAGCCUUUCCAUCCAUUGUUGGAUAUUGUUCAUUACUGGUUGGUUGGUUCUUGUAAUGGAUUGCUCUGCUUUGCUCAUUAUGAUAGUUUCACUGAUAGCUAUAGAGAUUGCUGGCUCAAUUUCUAUAAUCCAGCUACAAAUACUUUAUCUAACAAAUUAGGCCAUUUUAAGGAUUAUUGCAAGCAUCGUUAUUUCUUCUCUAGAUAUGCAUUUGGUUAUGAUAGUUUAACUGAUAAUUAUAAAGUAGCCGCUUUACGAGUGGUUGGUAGUGACGAAGAAAUUGGUGACACUGAAACUGAAACUCAAUUGAGAACACAUGUGAGAGUUUUUAGUGUGGUUGAUAAUGUUUGGAGAGAUAUUCAAGAUUUUCCGGUUGGUCCUCCCCGGUUAACUCUUCCAAGUGAGAACCAUGGUGUUUAUUUAAAUGGUAGUCUUAAUUGGCUGGCGCUGCGUAAUUGUUACUCUGCGGAUAGGUUUUAUCAUAGUUAUGAUAUUACUCUUGAUCAAUUUGUGAUCAUUUCACUUGAUUUGGGUGCUGAGAGACACAUGCAGUUAAUGCCGCCUCGCGGUUUGGAUGAAGUGCCGCUUAUUGAGCCGACUAUUUCUAUGUUGAUGGAGUCUCUUUGUUUUUGUCAUGAUUUCAAACAAACUUGUUUGGUUAUAUGGCAGAUGAAGGAGUUUGGGGUUGGAGAGUCUUGGACUCAACUCUAUAGAAUUAAAUAUCAAAAUCUUCAACACACUGGAUGCUGGUUGCCUUUGCACAUUUAUGAGAAUAAGAAUACUUUGGUAUUGACAAAGAAGCGAGACCUGCUAUCUAUUAUCUAUGAUUGGGCUAAUGUUUUUAUUCAGAUUCUUCUUCUUAAGAGUGGCAUAGUAGUAAGCUGUAUAGUGAACUUUUGUUUUUUGAAUAAGAGUUUUCUCCUCCAUGUCAUUCAGGUAGAUAACUUGUUCAGUACAUUCCUUAACUCUAGCAACACAAGUACUACUUAAUAUGUUAUUGUUAAGGUCAAUAUGAGCCUGUUCAAGAUUAAGUCUAGCCUGAUUCACUUGAUUCUUUAGCUCAGCCAGAGGUUUACUAAUAUUAGUGAGCACAGGUUUUAAUCUCUGCAGUUUAUUCUAUAGUACAUACAUAGGUGAACCUCUGAUAGGUUUGUUCCAGCUCUCUCUAACAGCCUCCUCAUACCCUGCUAAAUCAGUACUGCAAUUAAAGAACUGGAAUCGUUUAGAGUACCUCUUUUUUUCCACCUUGGGGAUUACAUGAAGUAAAGCAUGGUCAGAAACUCCUGGAGACAUGUGAGCAAGAGUCAAGUCCAUAUACUCUUUAAACUAAGCAGUAUUACACAACAUUCUAUCAAUCCUAGAGUGUAUGGUGUCCUCAGCAUGUCUAUUGCACCAAGUAUAGUACUCACCUAGGCUAUCCAUCUCACUCAGGUCAGCUUUAUGCAUCAUGUCCUACAUAUCCUUAUACUCAUGUUCCAGGACCAGUCUACCCCCAAUUCUGUCUUGAGCUUGGGCCACAUUGUUAUAAUCUCCAAUAGCACACCAAGGAGUGUUUUGAUUAGGGUUAAGGUUGAGUAAAUCUUUCCAGAGUUUCUUCCUUUUCUCCAACUGAUUAUGCCCAUAUA
This is a messenger RNA of Vicia villosa (hairy vetch), 1989 nucleotides long. RefSeq names its product F-box/kelch-repeat protein At3g23880-like. NCBI's taxonomy places the organism in Eukaryota, Viridiplantae, Streptophyta, Magnoliopsida, Fabales, Fabaceae. Gene Ontology annotation, molecular function: protein binding. The transcript has a single exon. The record is from RefSeq and is a predicted model, not a curated record. Bases 59 to 1354 code for a protein of 431 amino acids.